GAUAGUGAGAAAAAAGGAAAGAAAGAGGUGAGAAAACCAAAAAAACACAGAGAGAGAGAGAGGAAUAUGAGGAAGAGUAAACGAGAGAACUUGCUUUCUCCUUCGUCUUCAUGGCGGGAAACCCAUAAUCCUCCCCGGAGAAACUCAAACUCCUCCGCCGUAUCCUCCGGCUGCCUCCCCGGAUUCUUCAACCUUUUCCUCUCCACCUUCAACUUCUCCUCCAACCGCCGCAAAUCCAUCACCUUGGGAUCUAAAAAGCGAGAACAGAGAACCGUCGUUUACGCUUCUCCUCCUCAAGAUUCAUCAAACGAAGACGGCGGAGGAAUAGUCGUCGAGCCACCGCUUCCGCGCAACGAAGCAGAGGGAGAUGCGGCGAGGGUGAGCCUGGUCGGAGCACUAGAGAAAUGCGAUCGGGAUUUAGAGGAGCUUCGGAGAACCAUCGACGUCAUCAAAACCACUUACAUUCUUCACAAGAAACUUGAAGUUUCUCCGCCGACAACAACACGUGACACUCUUAAGUUCUCCGGCACCGUGGCAGGAGAUGUCGUCGUGGGGGCGCACACGAAGAAGACACAGCACGAACCAGAGGCAGACACGAUGUUGUCGAUGGUGAACCACCACGAAUAUUGCUGCAAAGACAACCAAGCCUACAAAGUCAACAACAUUAAUCUAAUCACUAGACCCGACCAUUACGCCAUACAUGACGUCAUUUCCAAGAGAGCAACGUCAACGACGACGACAGAGUCACGUGACACUUUCCCCCUUGUGGUGCGGAGGGUGAGACGGAGCUUGAUGGAGAGCGUUAACCAGGUCUGCGAUGACGUGGCGUCUGGUCAACGUAGAGAGGUCGCUAAGAUAGGUUUGGCUCUUCAUGAUCACAUCUGCCGUGACCUGAUAGCAGAGACCGUUCGAGAGCUCUCAUCUUUCAACGACGACGUGGACGAGUUUUAUAAGUCAGCAAUGGAUUCUCCUCUUAGUAACUGCGGAGGAGGUAAAGGCCGGCACAUCCGACGUGGCAGCAGCAACUCUCUACCGUUUGACGCGUGUAGAAGAAGAUUAGUGUUUUGAUGUUGUGAUUGAUUGAUUGAUGUCUUAGGUUCUUCUACGUUACGGUCUUACGGAUAUGCAUGUCACAGUCAACGACAGUUUUCACCUAUGACACAUGUUUUAGUUUGUUUUAAUCAUUUUUUUUUUUGAAUUAAGAGAGGGUGCAGAUGAAUAGAUGAUUGUGUAACUAGGGUUUUUAAUGAUACACUAUUUAAUUUUGCUUGCA
Molecule: messenger RNA, 1273 nt
Organism: Capsella rubella
Lineage: Eukaryota; Viridiplantae; Streptophyta; Magnoliopsida; Brassicales; Brassicaceae
Exons: 2
Coding region: 67-1068 (333 amino acids)
Source: RefSeq, a predicted model, not a curated record